This is a messenger RNA of Paramuricea clavata, 1464 nucleotides long. NCBI's taxonomy places the organism in Eukaryota, Metazoa, Cnidaria, Anthozoa, Malacalcyonacea, Plexauridae. The record is from the annotation of a GenBank genome assembly.
AUGAAAGACGAACACGUUCAAACGAUUGCUAUGUGCUGUCCGAAACUGGAAUCAUUCUGCCUCAACGGCUGCAAGAAUAUUUAUGGCACAACAUUCGAGGAACUACUGCGACGAUGCAACAAGCUGACGACAUUGUUGCUACGCUACACGCCCAUACGUGACAACUGCUUCGACACGGGACUGUGGGCGCAGACCAAUCUUGAGGAGAUCGAUAUUUCCGCGUGUACACAUCUCACUCGCACAGGUAAAUGUAUUGCAGCCAGUGAGCUCUAUAUAUACUGGAGUAAGAACUUCAGUCCUUCGGCCUAUGAAAAAAGUGAAGCCAAAAGAUAGCGGCCGUUGACGUCCAAUACCUCUGAAGGUUGUAAACAGUACCAGUUUUAAUACCAUUUUUCCCCAGCUAAUUCCAUUUUCCAACAGACAACUGUAGUAUCGCUAAUCAAGUUAUCAGGUCAUAAAACCAUUAUUGAUAGUAUUAGUAUUCUUGACAGUGUGGCCAAUUUUCGUAUUUUCACUUCGAUCCUUGCAGACCGCGCAGAAAAAAAAAACAAUAAAAGCGACUGAAACCGACGUCCAAUAUAGCUUCAUCCUUGGCUUCACUUUUUGGCCCCAAAUUCUCGCUCCAGAUAUGAAGCUUGUGCAGUUGACGCAAGUUAUGAGUGCCCAGGGCCGUCGCUAUCAGGGGUGACACUGUGUGUGUGAUUCUUGUUUCGGAGACAAGUCUCCUUCCUAGUUUUUCACUUUCAGGAAACUUGGCCAGGAAACAAUGUUUUCUCAACAAUAUUCCCUAACAAACAUUAAUUCAGUUGUUAAAGAUGCAUCUUUAAUUUCGUUAAUCCAGGUUUGAUUCGGCUCCUGACGCAGAUCAAGACAUUUCGCUAUCUCAAUCUAUCUUAUUGCGGAAUCGGGCGCGCAGUUACGGACAGCGUUUUAAUAGCGAUGACAAGCUACGGUUCCAGCGCCAACCUCGAAAUGUUGGACAUUCGUUGGAGUAUGAACAUUACACCACAAGUUCUGCGAGAAUUUCUAAAAAGCUGCCCGAACCUCAAAUGCCUUGGAAUCUAUCAAAGCUCGCAUAUCAAUUGUUGCGCGAUGGCAGAACUUUUGGACUGCGUCCCGAAACUAGAAAUUUUAGAAUUUGGUGCGUUUGGUAAAGCUUCAAUUUCGGAAAGCUUUUUGUUCCCAAAUCUAGUUCGGCAUUGCCCGGAGCUGAAGGCUUUGUCGCUUAUAAAUUUUCUAUCUUUGAAUCCAUAUACCGACGGCCAACUUUUCGGGCGGCUGUUGAGCGGGUGUACGAGACUCGAGAGAAUUAACCUAUGUGAGCCCGACCCGACUCUGACGUCACUCAUCGGAAGUAUUCGCGUCACGACGAAGGCGAAGAUUACGCAACGAUGGCAAUGUGUGUUACCUGCGCCCGAUGUCACACUGGAUGCGGUUAUGAAUCAGUUCAAUUACCUGUUGUGA